UAUGAUGAGACAGCUGGGUCACCAGCCAGUAACGCCAUCAUCCCCACAAACGGGAAAACCCACAUUUCUUAAAACAAAAAUCUCAAAAAAUAAAAAACCCCACAUAAACCUCCUCUGUUCUUCACAGAUCUCUGCUUUCUGUUCACGGUCAUGAGAAGAGCGUCCACUCUCGCCUCUUCCGUCCUCUCUCGGACCCUCACCCCCACCCUCCACGAAGGCGGUGCCCUCUCCACCAUCAACCACCGUUUCCUCCUUGUUGCACUCUACAGCACCACCAGCAAUACCGGCAGUUCCCACAGUCGCCGGAUCUUCAACCCAUUCUCCUCGUCUCUCGGUGUCGCCGGGGCCUUAGUCUCCGCCGCUGCCGCUGCAUCUCUCUCUCAAGACGUCCUCGCCAAGGAGCCACCACGGGCCGAGCUCGUGCCUAAGGAAGUUGUUCUAUAUCAGUACGAGGCCUGUCCUUUUUGCAAUAAAGUUAAAGCUUAUUUGGAUUACUAUGAUAUACCAUACAAAGUAGUGGAAGUGAAUCCAAUUAGUAAGAAAGAGAUCAAAUGGUCUGAUUAUAAGAAGGUUCCUAUAUUGACGGUGGAUGGAGAACAGCUUGUCGACUCUUCAGCCAUCAUUGAUAAGUUGAGAAACAAGAUACAUGGUAAGGAAAUUGUAGAAUCUGCUUCUGAUAAGGAUGAUGAUGAAGAGAUAAAGUGGCGGAGGUGGGUUGACAAUCACUUGGUACAUGUCUUGUCUCCAAACAUUUAUCGCAAUACUUCUGAGGCUCUUGAAUCCUUCGACUAUAUCACAAGCAAUGGUAAUUUUAGCUUUACAGAGAAAAUCACCGUCAAGUAUGCUGGAGCUGCUGCAAUGUAUUUUGUGUCAAAGAAAUUGAAGAAGAAAUAUAACAUUACUGAUGAACGUGCUGCCCUGUAUGAAGCUGCGGAAACAUGGGUGGAUGCUCUGAAUGGCCGAGAGUUUCUUGGGGGGUCAAAGCCUAAUUUAGCUGACCUUGCUGUUUUUGGGGUGUUGAGACCCAUCCGCUAUCUGAGGUCUGGUAGAGAUAUGGUGGAGCAAACUCGAAUAGGAGAUUGGUAUACAAGAAUGGAGAACGCUGUGGGGGAAUCCGCAAGGAUAAAGGCUUAGAGUGGAUUUAUUAUGCGCUACUCGUUUAGCUUCCAGCUUCCACAACCACUGUAUUGUGAAAUACAGGAACCAAAAUAUUUUACAACGAUUUGAUCAUAUGAACAAUUUUGUGAUUUAAGAAUUCAAAAUUGAAGCUCAUUUUUAGGAGGUAAAAUAAUGAUUAUUAUACGUAUAAAUGGUGAAAAAAUAAAGAAAAUUUACGUGUGGAUUGUCAAACUACCCAUGGAUAGUGAUAUUUGUUCCACUGGUACAUUACAUAGCUACCAUUAUUUCAAUUUGACUAUUGGUCGACAAAAACUUCUCUGGAUUGUAAUUCCCGUGUGAGGAUGGGAUGUUAUUGGAACUGGCCAUUUUUUCUUGCCUAGUGAAAAUGCUAUUAUGAUUC
Populus trichocarpa (black cottonwood) is the source of this 1519-nucleotide messenger RNA. RefSeq lists its product as uncharacterized. Gene Ontology annotation, molecular function: prostaglandin-E synthase activity. Lineage: Eukaryota; Viridiplantae; Streptophyta; Magnoliopsida; Malpighiales; Salicaceae. The record is from RefSeq and is a predicted model, not a curated record. Gene Ontology annotation, cellular component: mitochondrion. The transcript is spliced from 6 exons. Bases 151 to 1134 code for a protein of 327 amino acids.